Molecule: messenger RNA, 2565 nt
Organism: Lethenteron reissneri (Far Eastern brook lamprey)
Lineage: Eukaryota; Metazoa; Chordata; Hyperoartia; Petromyzontiformes; Petromyzontidae
Gene: RPN2
Product: ribophorin II
Biological process (GO): protein N-linked glycosylation
Cellular component (GO): membrane; oligosaccharyltransferase complex
Source: RefSeq, a predicted model, not a curated record
GGUUCCAGCUUCCGGUCUCUGGCGUCAACGCAAGCGGCGACGAUGCGCGCUUCAGUACUCCUGCUGCCGCUGGCCCUGGCACUGGCCCACGCUGCCACCGCACUGCAUUUCUACACGACCGGCGAUGUGGAGAGGCUGCACACCGCCCUGAUCCGGCCCUACAGCUCGCUGGAAGAGGCGUACCACGCCGCCACCGGCCUCGCCGCACUCGGCGAGCAGCUCCCAGACGAGCAGUCUGCCUGCGAGUUCAUUAAUGCCGAGUUGGACCCCUCUGACGUUCACUCCGUGUUCUACGCAGCCCGGACAAGCAAAGUGCUCUCCGAUUGCGAGCUGUCGGUGAGCAACGAGACGCGCGAGGGGCUGCUGGCGCUGAUCAGCGAGGAUGCGACGGUGGCCGAGGUGGCGCAUGCCGUGGGCGCCCUAGUGGCUCUCGAUCUGCCGCUCUCCUCGCAGCAGGCAGUGACGGCGCUCGCCGUCGCGCUGGCGAGAGAGGACAGCCCCCCCGCGACGAUACAGGCCCUGCUGGCUGCUUCCUACCUCUCACAGCAGGCCGACCUCAACCGCAUCUAUCAGGAGGUGGAGGACCUGGUUGCUCGAGCGGACGAGCAUGGGGGGCUCUACCUGCAGUUCGAGGAGGGCCUGGAGGUGACCGGGCGCUUCGUGCACGCGGCCUACAGCCUCGCCGAGCACAUUGGCAAAGCGCCCAACAUCAAGCCCAACCAGGUGGUGCAGCUGAGUAACGCGGUGCUGGGCCGUGGCUCGCUGGCAACGCUGGCGCAGGCAUCGAGCGUGGCUCUGGCGGCCACCAAACUCUCCAACAACCGCUUCCACGUGCCGCUCGUGGUGCAGCCGGACGGCGCGCCGGCCCUCUCCCACAAGCAGCCCACCCUGCGGCUGCGCGUCACGGACGUGCUGUCGCGCCCCAUACGCGGCACCGUCGUCAUCCUGGAGAAGGCGCGCGAAGCCGCCAGCCGCCGCAGCGUGCUCAGCCAAGUCGCCUUCACCGAGCAAGGGGACGUGCAUGAGUUCGACUUCCUGCAGGCAAACCCCAACAGCGGCUACUUCGACCUGAGCCUUGUUGUGGAGGGAGACGCUCGGCUGAUUGGCAAGGAGACUGAGUUGAAAAUCAAGUUCGCCACCGAGGUCGGCGUCGCCAACGUGGAAAUCGCAAUUGUGGACAAGGACCAGAGCAUCACCACCAAGACGACGUCUGUGGCGUACCCACACAAGGCAACCACCACCUUCACAGCAGACGGACACCAGAAUUUCGUGCUCACCUUCCAGCUCAUUGACCUCCACUCUGGGGCUGACCUUUCCCCUCACCAGGUGUUUGUGCGACUUCAGCACGAGCGCAGCGCGCAGGAGGUGCUCUUUGUGGCCGAGGCGGACGCGCGCCACGUCUACCGCUUCGAGCUGGACGUGCUAGAGCGUCGCGCCGAGCUCGCCUCCGUCGCGGGCACGUACGCAGUGCACCUCCUUGUGGGCGACGCCGCCAUCUACAACCCCGUGCACUGGCUGCUGGCGGACGUGCUGGUGAAAUUCCCAGAAGAGGAAAGCCCUACAGUCGCCAAAUCUCAGAGUCUCUUCAUGCCCAAACCUGAGAUCAAUCAUUUGUUCCGCGAGCCUGAGAAGCGGCCGUCCCUGGUCGUGUCAAACGCGUUCACGGCGCUCGUGCUGGCGCCGCUACUGCUGCUGCUCAUCCUGUGGGUAAAACUCGGAGCCAACAUCUCCAACUUCACCUUCUCGCCCAGCACGUUGCUGUUCCACCUGGGCUAUGCAGGCAUGCUGGUGCUUAUGUUCGUGUUCUGGACACAGCUGAAUAUGUUCCAGACGCUCAAGUAUCUGCUUGUGCUCGGCAUCAUCACCUUCCUCGCCGGAAACCGCGUGCUCGCCCGCAUGGCGGCUAAACGGAUUUCGCACGAGCACCUCAGCAGGAUGGCGAGGUUUAGGUCCGCGUCGGGGACGGGAGGCGUGCGACUAAACAAAUCGAAACUUCACUGACGGCUGCCGUGCUGUGACGAGCGACAACUCCCACGAGGAUUAAACCGUGAUCUGAAAAAGGGGAUGAUGGGAGUUGUGCAUAAAGGAGGGGGGGGGUCUUUUUUGUUAGGGGAGGUGGAGGGAGGGAGGGAGGGCUGGGGCUGACAAUCGGGUCAUUGGGAUCUGGGUUAGGGUCAGGCUAUGGCGAUGCUGGGAUCGGUGUUGGGACAGGAUUGAAGGCAGCAUUGAGGCCGGCAGAAGACGGGAAUUGCUGGGGUCACAUGGCACGCCUCCGCAUACACUCGACGUCUGCACACGUUCUCUGAACGAGCAGGAUGCGAGUUUAUCGAACGGUGAGGUGGGGAUUUUGUGAUUAUUUUCACGGGAGGGACAUCCGAUCCCAUACCAACGUCGUGCCCUCAUUAAGUGAACAGCGAAAAUAUUAAUGAAGCAUCACGCAAAAAAUAUCAUUUCAGCAAAGUCGAAAAGACCUUUAAUUUAAUGAACUUUCUGGCUCUUUAUUGCGCGAUGGUGCAGCUGGAUGGAUGUUGGCUUUCACAAAAUAAAAUUGGAAAACUAAAGAAA